Messenger RNA from Marchantia polymorpha subsp. ruderalis, 3331 nucleotides. The record is from the annotation of a GenBank genome assembly. Lineage: Eukaryota; Viridiplantae; Streptophyta; Marchantiopsida; Marchantiales; Marchantiaceae.
AUUGAUUGAUUGCGUGCGGUGGUCGUCAUGGCGGUCGUGGAGGGAGGGACCGAAGAGGGAAAAGGCGCAUGAGAACGAGCGGGGAGCAGCAUAGCAUGGCUUUCUAAGAAUGGACGGGGACCAGAUUUGCGUCGAGACAACGCAGGGUCUGAUGAGAGGUGGUGAGCUAAAGAUGGUGUGGCCUCACCGAAAGCUCUGGCGGAGUUGGCCGAGGUUGAGACACUUCUAAAUCGCGCGAUGAAUUACACGUGCGUUUCUUCCUCCGCUGCUUUGGAGAUGUUCCACGAUUUCGUAGGUGUUGGUUUGGGCUGUGAAUUUGUUGGUUUCCAGCAUGCUUGUGGUGUCGAACACCGGCGCAUGAACGCCUGGUCUACCAGACCGACGGAAUCGAGCCUCUCAAGAUAAUUUUACCAGAAACUUGAAAGUGAAAAAACGUGACUCCGUUCUCCUUUCUUCUUCUCGUGUUCUUCGGUCGUUCUCUGGCAUCCUCCUCUGUCUCCGGCUCGCGCGCGCUCUCUCUUCGUUUCGUUCUCUCUGUUCUGCUGCGCGAUAAUUUGCCAACAUCUCUGAGUUCCAUGAGCUAGGCUCCCGAGUUAUGCCUAUCGACGGAGAGAUUGGCGAAGAUCCCACGCCGAGUGAUACGGCUGCAGUGGAAUUGAGGCGGAGAGUUCCUGGGGAAGGUGCGGAGGGAAGGUUCGGACAGCUUAUGGAGAACAAUGGAUUGAAGAAUUCGGUAUUCGGCCUAGUGCAAUACUUCAUGGAUCGACCGGAAAACCAAUCGCAGAGUUCCGGUUCAUCAUCCCCUAAGACAAUGCUUGGCUCUGUUUGGACUACUCCUGCCACAGAAUCUGUUCUUCUCGCUUCCACUGACACUGUUACUCAAGUUGACUCCUCAUCUUCGCCAACUGCUGGGCCCGAGCUCGUGAAAAACGAAGUAUUUAGCGAUGGAGAGAAGUCUGGUCCGCUGCAUUCGCAAAGUCAACAGAGAUUGGAGGCUCAACAAUCACAAAAUAAUCGCACCUACUUGAAAAGCGAGGAAUAUAGGCAGUUAUUUCACCUGCCUCCCGAAGAGGUUUUAAUCGAGGACUUUAAUUGCGCAUUACAAAAGAAAAUACUACUCCAGGGUCACAUGUAUCUGUUCGAGCAGUAUGUGUGUUUCUACUCCAACAUCUUUGGGUAUGAGAAAAAGAAAGUGAUCCCCUUGAAGGAUGUGACUUGCGUUCGGAAGGCCAAGACAGCUGGAGUGUUUCCAAAUGCGAUUGAAAUUACAGGGUGGGGUAAGAAGCAUUUCUUUGCGUCGUUCCUAUCUCGUGAUGAAGCGUUCCGCCUGAUCGUCAACGGCUGGUCUCAACACAGUGGCUACGCACGAAAGUUUUUGGGAGCCAAUUUCUCUCCUGUGUCGAGUCCCCCGUCGCAAGGACGCGUUUCUAUAGACUCAGCAAUCAUGUCUUUAGCGUGGCGAAGUCCUCAGAGGGCAGCUAGUCUUCCGAUUGAUGGAACCUUCUCUCCCAGGGACAUGGAAGAUGUUCCCAAUUUAGUAGCACCUUCAGUUCAAGAGGAACCUAGAGACGAGUCCAUGGAGAGGAGCGAACUCGAAGAUACAAGCGAACGAGGAAACGCAACCGACGCAGUGGAGCCUGGCUUUGAAGAAACAGUUGUCGUAAAUGGAGAUUCUAGUGUUUCGGGGGCUUCGACCUCCACAGUUUGGGAGCCUGAGGACCUAGAUGCGCCAGUGAUGCCAGACGGUUACAAAACUGUGGUGGAGUCGGAAUUUGCUGUUGACGUGGAGGAAUUCUUUCAGUUGUUUUUUUCGGAUGAUGCGAUUGGUUUCUUGAAACAGUUUCAUGGAAAGUGCGGUGAUGAUGAUUUUCGUUGUACAGAGUGGGCGAAGCACCGUCACUUCGGGCGUGCCCGCGACAUAUCAUUUAGGCAUCCAAUCAACUUUUAUUUUGGACCAAAAGCUACAUAUUGCCAUGAGUCACAAAGAUUCCGGGUCUAUCGAAACAGCCAUCUUGUCUUGGAGACAUCUCAGCAAAUGACAGAUAUUCCAUAUGGAGAUUAUUUUCGUGUUGAGGUAAGGUGGGACGUUGAAAAGCUGUUUGGGCGUGGAAGCAAUCAUUGUUUUGUGCGUGUUUCUCUGGGCGUGUCUUUCUGCAAGAAGACUGUUUGGAAAGGGAAAAUCGAACAAGGAACAUACGAUGAAAGUAAAGAAGCUUACACAACAUGGAUUUGCGAGGCCCAUGCAUUGUUACGAGAUAUGCGUGCGCUGGAUGCGGGUGUGAACCCUAUUGAAGAUUCGGCAGUGCUUCUUAGUCCCGAACCUAGAGAAUCUCUUGGAGAGGUUGCGAAUAUUGCUAAUCGAGCUAUCUCAGCGGAAGUUGAACCCAGUGAUAGGAGGAUACACGAAGUAGAGCAUAUUAAUAAAACUGCUCCGGAUGUUGAAGAAUUUCGCACCAAGGAGUUGAAUACAGCUAUAUAUGGUCGUGACUGGGCGAAAAAGAGUUCUGCUAUUCUUGGGACAAUGUUGCUCGUCUCUCAAAGAAUUUGGGAGAAAGGAUAUAACCUGGACUUCAAAGCCAGCAAACAGCUGAAGUAUUUGUGCUUUAUUUUGAUUGCCGUUGUUGUCGUUCUAAUGCAGAUUGGCAUUAUCUUGGUUCUGGCCCGCACACCCAAACUUCAGUAUGUUCCAGUUGGCUACCAAAGUUCCCCUGCUAAUGUUAGGGGCUGCUUUGGAGAGCUCAGUGGGGAAGACGCUCUCGCUUGGCUAGAGCAGCGCACGAGGAAUAUCAAACAGGAGAUAAUAAUGGCCGAGUCUCGAUUGCAGACUUUGCAUCAAGACCUCAAUAUUCUGAAGAUGCAUGCCAGUAAACUACUUGGUUUUGUGGAUGUCCAAUCUACUCACUUUACGUCGCCUGAAUAGUGUAUUGAAACAGAUCAAUCAUAGGUUGUAUAUAAGUCACUCCAUUUUUUGUUCAUGAUUAGUUUUAUCAGAAGAGCUCUUUGCGAACCAAUAGAUCAUGGGAUCGUCUCCUCCUCUGUUAAGUUUAGCUAACUUUUGUAGUUAAUUGUACUACUAAUGUUACCGGUUUUGAACCCUCCUCCAUCUUCACGAAAAUUUCAUUCAUACAAGGUUGAACCUAGCCUCGAUAGGCAACGAAGGGCAACGAAUAAGAUACAGAGCAAUUUUUCAAGCGACCGAAUUGUGCGCGCACCAUCUUUCAAUCUCGCAUUUUUUGUCAGGUGGUCGACCAGUAACUUAAUGAUGUGGAGCUUCUCAUCAUGUCAUAUUCACAACUACUGAUAGAAGUUUCUAUCGGUAUACACUAGCCAG